AUGCCGCGAAAACGUACCAGAGAUGAGAUGGAGGUCUCUGAGGUUGAAGAGAAGAAACAAGAGCCGUCCCUCCUCCAGAGGAUACGGAAUAUGUGGGAAUUUGCCUCCGUCAUGCAGUUCAUCUUCUUCUUUGGCAAGGUUAUCAAAAUCGACGAAGACUUUGACAUCGAGGAUUUUGAGAACGAGUGCCUGAAGCCGGGCUAUUCGGAAAAAUUGGAGGAAAUCGGCCUCACCCUUCUCAAAUGGAUCUCAUCUCAUAGGGGUCUAAAUUACGACAUCUGGGAUGAAUACACUCGUCGGCAGUACCUAGCCAAGGCUCCCCAUCUGAACCCUUACGGUGAUGCGGAAGAGCCCAAGCGGUUUCGAGACUUUGACAUAUUCACAAAGAUUAGGAUCCUGCAUCAGCUCUCAAUAUGGACAUUUUGGAACCCCGACCGUAUAAGGGAGAAGAUGACGGAGCAUCCUCGCGAGAAUGAUCAGACUGAAUGGCGCAUUGAAGAGUUUGGCUACGACCGCCAUGACCGCCAAUACUACCUUCUCGACGACAACCGCUUCUACCGACGAACUGAGCCUCCGUUGCCCCGAGCUCCGAAGGCAAAACCUAAAGCAAACUCCAAGAAAGCCAUCGCUGCUAGACGACGUGAGAGCAAGAGGCGAAAGUUAGAAGCCGAAGCCGCCGCGGCGGUCAGCGAUGCCGACGAGGAGAAUGAGGAGAACACCGAGGAGAUAGAACUCGUUGAAGAGAACAAGCGUGAGCCCUGGGAAAUCGACACCUUUGAUGGUUUCAAGUGGGAAUGCCUCUGCAUCACCCUUGGCGAUUAUCAGGAGCUAUGUGAAACACUUAAGAAAUCGAAAGACCCAAAUGAGAAAGCUCUACGAGAACGGCUGGUGGAGGAGGUCAUACCUGUUAUUGAAGCCGCCGAGGAGAGACAACGUCGUAAGAUAGAGCGCCGUGAGCGGGAACUACUGAUGAUGGAGAGAAUGGUCGGCGCCAAGCGGUCAAGUCGGUUAGCGGAUAAGCAAGAGCGAGAAAAGAAAGAAGCCGAACAAGCUGAGGCCGAAAAGAAGCGACACGCUGAUCUAGCCGCCGCCCGCCGUGAGCAAGAAAGACAAGAGAAGAUGGAGCAAGAAAGACAAUACCGCAUGAUGACCCGAGAACAACGAAUCAAGGAUCGCGAGCUCAAGCGACUGCUCAAGGAAGAAGAGCUUGCCAGAGACGAGCUCGAACAGAAACGUAUUGAGGAAGGCGAAGCCAGAGGAUCUGAUCGAGCCCUCAAGCAACGAAUGGAGCGGAACAAGAAGGAGCUCGAGGAACUCGAGGCUGAGGAGGACUGGACCUUCGACUGCUCCGGUUGCGGAAAACACGGCAAGAACUUCGACGAUGGAUCUCACAGUAUUUCGUGUGAGAGGUGCAACGUCUGGCAACAUAGCAAAUGCCUGGGCAUCUCCAAAUCGGCCGCAGAGAAGGAUGACUUUCACUUCAUCUGUAAAGAUUGCAGACGCAAAGAAGAAGAUGCGAAGAAGCCCAAGAUUUCUCUCAAGUUCCGUGUGGGGGCAUCAUCCUCUCCAGUCCCACCAAGUCCUGUUCCUGCCACGUCCAAGGCCGUUGCCGUCGAGGUCCCUACCCAACACAUUGCUCAGUCGUCCAGUCAAGGGGCAAUGACAAAUGGUCAUCAAUAUUCACCACCAAACCAGUUAGCCAGUCCCUCUCGGCCCCUCCAAUCCGGGCAGAUGAAUGGCGCCAGUCCUCAGCCCCGUGUCGCUCCAACUCAGCCAAUGUCUGGUCCUGCUCAACACGAGCUGGCAUCAACGAAUCCUCGGCAUCAGCAGGGCUACACCAGCCGUCCCAUACAGCCUUAUCCUCCGGGGAUGAGCAAUGGUACGGCUAGAAGCCCGCCGUCUCAGGGUCAAGGGAACUAUCAAUUCAUUUACAACAACCCUCAAUAUCCAUACCAAAACUCUGCAGGGCAGAGGCCAUUGGCGCCCUCGCCUAUGCCCAAACAUCCACCACAAAACUCGGGCACACAGCCAAUGUCGAAUAGCGGACGUCUCCCUUCUCCUGUGAUCAAUCGCCCCACGAUGUCGCCCACGCAGGGAAACAUGGACGUCGGGCCAGUGGCAGGGAUUCCUCAGAAGCCUGCCCAGUUUCAUCAACAGGCCGCGAAUAGUAUCUAUACCCCUGCCAACGGCGCAUCCUCACAGUUGCAGGGUACUCCUCGGCCAACUUCCCAACAUCCGUCUCAAUCUGCUCAGACACCCAUUUCCAGAGCUCCGACUUACCCACUCUCGGGCCUUUCGCCCAAGAAGCAACAAACUCCUGGCCCACUCCCACCACUCUCGGCCGCCAGUCCUCAGAAUUCGAAUCCCGCCUCAUCGCCGACUACGUCGACGUCAUUUCAGCCGACAUUGUCUCCCGCCGGUAUCAGCGGAACUAAACUUCCCUCGCCUGCUCCAUAUCCUGGCGAAAAGCGGACUGUCAGCGGGACGCCCAUUCUUCCACCUGUUGAAAAUCUUCGACCCAGCCCAGAACAGUUGAGGAAUAUGAGUUCCACAGAACCAGUACCGACACCGAGCAAGCAGUCCCAGCCCCAAGGCCAAGCUCAGGCACAGGCGCACUUCCCCGGCCCAGCUAGAAAUGAGCUUCAAGGAGGCAAGCAAACCGAUAUCGAAAGUAGUGGAGCCGCUGGACCUCCAGAACCGACCAGAAACGAGAACGGAGUGAAGACGAGAAUUUAUCCGAAUCCGGGAUCCCAACAAGAGCAGGAGCAGGGGACGGACAAUGCUCCCCCACCAGCAGUCACGAGAGACGUUGAGAUGCAAGAUGUAAAAUGA
Messenger RNA from Fonsecaea multimorphosa CBS 102226, 2832 nucleotides. RefSeq lists its product as uncharacterized. NCBI's taxonomy places the organism in Eukaryota, Fungi, Ascomycota, Eurotiomycetes, Chaetothyriales, Herpotrichiellaceae. The record is from RefSeq and is a predicted model, not a curated record. The coding region runs from base 1 to 2832 and encodes 943 amino acids. Gene Ontology annotation, biological process: regulation of DNA-templated transcription. The transcript is spliced from 5 exons. Gene Ontology annotation, cellular component: RSF complex.